Molecule: messenger RNA, 1198 nt
Organism: Pelagomonas calceolata
Lineage: Eukaryota; Pelagophyceae; Pelagomonadales; Pelagomonadaceae
Source: the annotation of a GenBank genome assembly
GCGCGCGGCGGCGCACAAGCUCGCGCUCGCCGACGUCGUCGCGUGGUGGCGCUUCGAGCUCGCCGCCAUGGCCCGCGCGCUGCGCACGUCGGCGGACCGGGCGCGUUUCCCGCGUCCUUUUUUUGUGUCUUCGUCCUUGUGGCGUCGCGCUCGCAACGAGGACUUGGGGCGGUUACGGGGCAGUCGUCGAGGCCGCAGUACGACGCUAUAUCCAGAUGAAAUGUUUGGCACUCCUGGAUGGGCCCUUCGUCGUCGGAACCAAAGGCCGGGUUGGGCGCGGGAAGAACGCCGGCCACCACGAGCGACGACCGAGCCCUGACCCGUCGCGGUGGCCGAGCACAACACGCCGUCGACGCAGGCGCGGGACGAGCUCGGCAUCGAGCUCCGGUCGUUCUACCGCACGUCGCCGCCGGCCGCGGACCGCUGGGUGCACCGCGCGCGCUACGAGGUACGUUUUUUCGGCGUCCUUUGCUGUGGCCCGGGCGGCCGUCCUUCGCCGAGCUUCGACCCGUCGGCCGGACCCCGCCGCGCGGUGGCCUGCGCCGGAGCUCACGGCUGAGCCGACUUCGGGUCCCCGACGAGAGAAAGACCCCCCCCAGACGCCAUCGACGCGACCCGCUACAAAAAACGCAGGUGAAACGCGGCGACAAGGCGAAGCAGGCCCUCGCGCCCGCGCUGAAGUUCAAGGCGGUCGACGAGAAGGCGUUCGACAAGCUCGCGCGGAACGUCGAGCGGCUCGCGGCCGGGUCGGUGGCCACGACGGAGUUCGUGGCCCGUGUCCUUUUCUUGGUCACUUCGGGUCCACAACGAGAGAUAUACCCCAAGACGCCAUCGCCGCGACGCGCCACCGACGCAGGUGGGCCCGGGCCGAGGGCGGCGGCGCCGCGGCGCCCCUCGCGGUGGUCGCGGAGCUGGCCUCGCCGCCGGCCGGCGAGGACGAGUACGGCCACGAGGUCGUCGACGUGGCCAACGGCGCCGCGGCCGCGGCCUUCCUCGCCGCGGGCCACGGGGUCAUCGACGUCGCGGCCAUGCUCGGCCUGCGCGUCGACGCGCACCCCGGGUCGACCGCGGGCGGCACGGACGGCCUCCACUUCUGCAUGCCGGGGCCGCUGGACUACGCGCUGGAUCUCGUGUUGGCUCGCGUUGGCUCGGCGUUUGAUUCCGUCGUUCCUGAGAUUGAUGCGCCCCAUUAAUUUUA